AUGGGAAAACUUCACGGAACAUUGGCCAAAGCAGGUAAAGUCAGAAAACAAACACCAAAAAUUGAGAAGCAAGUUAGAAGACACAAAAUCCCAAAAGGAAGAGCAUACAAAAGAAUUUGCUUCAACAGAAGAUUUGGAUCAGCUGCUGCUGCUGGAGCUGGACCUUAAUAAAAGAGAAAAGGACCAAAUUGGCAUGCAGGAAGAAAGGAUUUAAUUGAAGAGGAAAGAAAGAAAUAAGUUGAAUAAAGAAGAUAAAGAAAGAAGGACGUACCCAAAUGAUUAAUACAAUAUAGUAAAUUAUUCAAACAAAUAAAUAAAUAGCAA
Paramecium tetraurelia is the source of this 324-nucleotide messenger RNA. RefSeq lists its product as uncharacterized. The record is from RefSeq and is a predicted model, not a curated record. Gene Ontology annotation, molecular function: structural constituent of ribosome. Gene Ontology annotation, cellular component: ribosome; cytosolic small ribosomal subunit. NCBI's taxonomy places the organism in Eukaryota, Ciliophora, Oligohymenophorea, Peniculida, Parameciidae. Gene Ontology annotation, biological process: translation. The transcript is spliced from 2 exons.